AAACCCCGCCUCGUUGGCGACGCCUGUCAGUUCGAAGCGAGAGCGACAGAGAACGUGGCCGCCCGCCCUCUGCGCGCGCCCCCUCCCACCGCUGCCAUAGCAACCCCAGAAGGGCCACUCGAGGGGCGACCGGCGCGCGGGGGGACGUGCCGCCCUUCACGCAGGGCGCGGCGGGGGGGUCGCUCUGGCGGCCGGGCCCGCUUGCCCACUUCCUGGCGGGCUGAGGUGGCGCUGGCUGGACGGGGAAGCCUGAGGUGGGGCUCGGGGCAGAAUACAGGAUCCUAAUGAAGCUUUUCAACUUUACCGUGAGGAACGUGGUUUCUCAAGUAUAUUGCGGGCUUAAAUUUGCUGCAGCCAAAAAAGAAAGGGCAUACUUUGAAAUGUCACGACCCAGUUCAAACAUCGCUGAAUUUCGAGAGAUAUUUGCAAAAGCAAAACAUAUAGCAAUUAUCACAGGGGCUGGAAUCAGUGCAGAGAGCGGCGUUCCAACUUUCCGAGGUGCAGGAGGCUUUUGGAGGAAAUGGCCUGCACAAGAACUGGCUACCCCAGAAGCUUUUGCAAGGAAUCCCUCUAGAGUGUGGGAGUUCUAUCAUUACCGUAGAGAACUAAUGAUGACUAAACAACCAAACCCCGCACACCUUGCCAUAGCAGAGUGUGAGGCUAAGAUAAGCAAGCAAGGCAGGAGCGUUGCGAUCAUCACACAAAACAUUGAUGAACUCCACAAAAGAGCAGGAUCAAAGCAUGUUUUAGAAAUUCAUGGUAGCCUAUUCAAAACACGAUGCACCAGUUGUAGAAACGUGGUGGAGAAUUACAACAGUCCAAUCUGUCCUGCUUUAGCUGGAAAAGGCGCUCCAGAUCCUGAAAUGGAAGAAGUUACUAUUCCUGUGGGAGAUCUCCCUCGAUGCGAACUCUGCAAAGGCCUCUUGCGACCUCAUGUUGUAUGGUUUGGAGAAACUCUGGAUUCUAAUAUCCUUACAGAGGUUGAAAAAGAACUUGAGAUAUGUGAUCUUUGUUUGGUGAUUGGAACUUCUUCUGUAGUAUAUCCUGCUGCUAUGUUUGCUCCUCAGGUAUCUGCCAGGGGAGUGCCAGUUGCAGAAUUCAACAUGCAAAGCACUCCGGCAACAGAUAAGUUCAGAUUCCAUUUCUCAGGUCCUUGUGGUACUACGCUGCCCCCAGCCCUUGCCUCUGAAGAAACUGAGACCACCUCUUGAAUAUUUAUGAGAAGUAAGAAAGAAAAAGAAAACUAUAAUUGCCCAUUUCACUAAUGGUGCAGAUGUGUGGUUCUCCUGUGGAAAACGCCUUGCCUGAAACUGAACAAUGGAAUGUCAAGAUUACAGUGAACAAAAUAAAUCAUGAUUCUCAGAUGACAAGAAUGAGGAGUGGAAAAGGAUGAUGGACAAAGACGUGAAAAGUAGUUGUCACUGUUGGGGAAAAAAAAUCAUGUGAAUUGAAAGUAUAAAUAUACAAACUGCCCAAAUAUGGUGAAAAAGAGAUUUGUACUCUUAGAGUUUCAGAUUGUAUCUUUGAUAAAUGGCAAGCAAAAAGAGAAUAUUACAAUUAUUCAUAUUUCACAAAAUUAUUUUCUGAAAACGGGGGUAAAACUGAAAAUGUUAAGAAUAAGCUAGCUUUUAAUAGAGCCUACACUCCAGUAAUUUGCAGAAAAUCAAUAAACAAAAGAAUUCUCUGUUACGAGAUGAAGUGCUCAAGAUUGUAAGCAAUAUAAAAAUAGUAGAUUAACAGCUUCAAUUUACAUAUGGUUGCCUACUUCCAGAGUUGAAUGAAUAUAUGUAUGAACUUUGUUACAGCUUUAAUUCUUUGCUGUUCUAAGGCACUAAAAUAAAUCAAUGCCUUUUUAAUUGAUUAAUAUUGUUUUGUUGAUACAAAGUGAGGCUAUAUUAUGUUAGCAGGUAGCAUACAGUAGACUGAUUUUAUUCUGCCCUCCCUUAUUAGAAAGCACAUUGAAGGGGGAUGAGCUUGAUAUACAAACACUCUAAAGCAGAAGUAGCAAUCUUUUAUCUGCAUCACUUAAUAGGUUCCAUUUGAUAAUUUAAUAUUUAGACUUUGGAUUGAUUAAAAGGAAAACAAUGCUUCUCAGAAGUCUGCUUUGGCUAUAGGAAAGAGCGGAGAGGUAAUGUUUUGCAGCCCCUGGUUACUUGUGAAAAAGCUGCUGUGGAAUGUGGAAAACAAGCAGCAAAGUGGCUUCCUGCCCCUUCCUUCCUCCUCUUAGGAUGCUCCACUGAUUUCUUCCUCAGUGAGCCGUUCUGAAUGCCUGUAAAGUCAUGCAUUUUUAUAGAGAUGCCGUUAGCCACAGUUGUUCCCCUCCCCUUUUUAGCAAUCAUUUUGGCUGCGUGAA
Molecule: messenger RNA, 2353 nt
Organism: Thamnophis elegans (Western terrestrial garter snake)
Lineage: Eukaryota; Metazoa; Chordata; Lepidosauria; Squamata; Natricidae
Gene: SIRT5
Product: sirtuin 5
Exons: 9
Coding region: 285-1211 (308 amino acids)
Molecular function (GO): NAD+ binding; protein-malonyllysine demalonylase activity; protein-succinyllysine desuccinylase activity
Source: RefSeq, a predicted model, not a curated record